Molecule: messenger RNA, 401 nt
Organism: Thamnophis sirtalis
Lineage: Eukaryota; Metazoa; Chordata; Lepidosauria; Squamata; Natricidae
Source: RefSeq, a predicted model, not a curated record
ACAUUCAGAGACACCCCCCUCCCACAAAGAAAAACAGUUUGGAAAGUUUGAUCCGGAGAAGAGGGCUUGGGGAUUAACUGGAGUCUCGUGGGAAUGAGCAAUGACGGAGAUCAUGGUUGAUGCCAGCAAGGAGCACAAAGGACCAGGGUCUCGGUCGCAGGAAACAGCGGGGCGAAAACCCAGCAGUCGCAUCCCACUACUGAACAGGCUCUCGGCCACGAGGGCCGUUUGGGAGCUUCUGGAUGUCCAGCUGGAGCAAGUCAAGAGGCUGCUCUCGUCGCGCCAACCAGGGGCGUUCAUCGUUGCUAGAAAUGGGAAGGACGAUGCCAAGACCCUCUUCCUCCGGUUACCCGAAAGUGACAAUAAGGUUGUUGACCUUUUCCCUCUUGAAGACAAUCCAG